UUUUACGAAUUAUCUUUGAAAGACAGGGUCCUGAAAAGGGACCGUUUCUUUUUUUGCUGAGUUUACUUCUGGUGUCCCAAAACGCAAUGAAACAGUCCGGUGUGUUCGAAGCGUAAAAACAGUCGGUGUGUUUCGAAGCGUAAACCUAAAGCCUUGUCGGGAAAAGCAGGAGGAGCCUAUUCUAGAGCUCUGUGCUGCUGUCACUGUGCCACAAUCUGUAGUGCGCCCUCGUUUUGGGCUUGCGUCACAUGCUCCGACUCUGUAGUGCUACAGCUCAUCUACCGUGUUCCUCCUGACCUGAAAGGAUUUGGACAUAGGAUACUGUCCUUUUGUGAGGUGCUGUGGUUGCACGGGGACGCACCGUAGCUCUCGUCUGGUCUAGUCGGACAUGUUGAUUACUGGGUGGUAUUUAUACCUUGCAGCUCGGAGCAUCCUCAAACAAACAUUGAACAUGGCCUCUAUCCUUCAGAAGCUCAUCACCCCCCUGUUCAGUGGGACCCCAGAGCCCCCCAGGAACAAGGUGACAGUGGUGGGGGUCGGCCAGGUGGGCAUGGCCUGUGCUGUCAGCAUCCUGCUCAGGGAGCUAGCUGAUGAACUGGCCUUGGUGGACGUGAUGGAAGACAAGCUGAAGGGAGAGAUUAUGGAUCUGCAGCACGGCAGCCUCUUCCUUAAAACACCCAAGAUAGUCGCCGGCAAAGACUACUCUGUGACGGCUAACUCUCGCAUCGUCGUGGUAACGGCAGGCGUACGUCAACAGGAAGGAGAGAGCAGGUUGAAUCUGGUUCAGAGGAAUGUCAACAUCUUUAAACACAUCAUCCCCCAGAUCAUCAAACACUCCCCCAACUGUAUCAUCAUCGUGGUCACCAACCCAGUUGAUGUGCUGACCUAUGUGACCUGGAAGUUGAGCGGCCUGCCUAAGCACCGCGUCAUCGGCAGCGGCACCAACCUGGACUCCGCCCGCUUCCGUUACCUGAUGGCCGACAAACUGGGCAUCCACGCUACCAGCUUUAACGGAUGGAUCCUGGGAGAACACGGAGACACCAGUGUCCCUGUGUGGAGCGGUGCUAACGUAGCAGGCGUUAACCUGCAGACGCUGAACCCUGACAUCGGUACUGAUGCUGACCAGGAGAACUGGAAGGAGACGCACAAGCAGGUGGUCAACAGUGCCUAUGAAGUGAUCAAGCUGAAGGGCUAUACUAACUGGGCCAUCGGCCUGAGUGUAGCUGACCUGACAGAGAGUCUGAUCAGGAACAUGAACAGGAUCCACCCUGUCUCUACCAUGGUCAAGGGCAUGUACGGGAUCAAGGACGAGGUGUACCUGAGUCUGCCGUGUGUCCUGAACGCUGGUGGCGUGGCCAGCGUGGUCAACAUGACUCUGACGGACGACGAGAUUGGCCAAUUAAAACAGAGCGCUGACACACUGUGGGGAAUCCAGAAGGACCUGCCGGAUGUGUAACAGAACACCAGGGGGCGCUACACUCCAUUUACCCCCAGGGUGGUCCCAAUAAAAUCUCCUUUGUCCUUAAGUGUGGACUCCUUCACAAUCUUCUAAUCUAGAUUCACACAAUCCAAAAGCAUUGGAUUGCUGGAGGCAUGGGCUAGUGCGAGUUUCCACCAUAUUUCUUAUACUAGUAAUUUCCUUUCAAAUCAAUGAAGGGAAGUGAACUAGUGCACACUUUUGGAGGAAGGCGAGAUAAUUGUGACAGAGCCCCACUCUCCUGAUCACCUAUAACUCAACAUAUGCCACUUAGCAAACAGUUGCUUUUAUCCAAAACGAUUUACAGUACAGUGAUUGCAUAUAUUUUGAAAGUGUAUUUGUUCCCUGGGCUAAUUCCCGUCAUUCAUUUUAAAUGCAUGAACUCACUAACUGUAAGUCGCUCUGGAUAAGAGUGUCUGCUAAAUGACUAAAAUGUAAAUGUAGUUGAACCCACAACUUUUCCAUUGCUAGCACUACACUCUUAACAACUGGGCUACACUGUAAAAAAAUUACAAAAUCUUGCACUCUUGUACUGUUCUUAGCUUCCCUGGCAUCUGGAGGGGGUUGGGUCACCAUAGAAAUAGGAUCUAGUCAUUCUAUUUCUAUGUUGGUCCCAUGGUCGUGGGUACUUGGUGUCAGGGUUACUUUCUACAUGACUGCUUUACUGGAGAAGGGGCAGAUUGAAGCGUCUUUGGGUUGGUGAACAGCGCUAUAAAAAAAAUAAACAUUUAUUCAGGUGUGGGAUCAGCAAAUGGUUCAGUCAUUUGUCAGAAUGAAGGGAAAUAUAAUCUGUCAAUCAUGUUGUUUGAUGUGUAAAUUAAUAAAGCAAGAUUAUUUAUUGG
Coregonus clupeaformis (lake whitefish) is the source of this 2319-nucleotide messenger RNA. RefSeq names its product L-lactate dehydrogenase B-A chain-like. The record is from RefSeq and is a predicted model, not a curated record. Bases 389 to 1456 code for a protein of 355 amino acids. The transcript has 8 exons. Gene Ontology annotation, cellular component: cytoplasm. Gene Ontology annotation, molecular function: L-lactate dehydrogenase (NAD+) activity. Gene Ontology annotation, biological process: carboxylic acid metabolic process. Lineage: Eukaryota; Metazoa; Chordata; Actinopteri; Salmoniformes; Salmonidae.